AUGUCAGAAGAGACGCACCCACUUCAAAAUGAUUGGGUUCUCUGGGAGCAUAAGUCUGCUUCAGGAUCGAAAGAUCCAAGCAAGUGGAAAGAGAAUAUGGAGCAGCUCUGUGAAUUUUCAACAGUCGAACAGUUCUGGAAGUAUUUCAAUCACUUACCCAGACCCUCAGAUGUCUUCUUUGACGGCGAUUGCAGAAAAAAGGUCGGACCAGAAGGGAAAACUAUAGAAGAGUAUUCGCUGUUCAAAAAAGGGAUCGAACCUGAAUGGGGCGAUCCACAGAAUGUGAUUGGAGGAGAGUGGUUCUGCCGACAAUAUUUCGAGUUGGAUGUGCUGGAUUUGUACUGGCAGAAUCUCGUCAUUGCAGUUGUUAGUGAGACGCUUGAAGAUUCCGCUGAUGAAGAUAGAACCUUUGAAGACCACAUCAAUGGAGCCCGGGUGGUAGAUAAGUCACGACACUAUGCUAUGUACAGAUUUGAAGUUUGGAUCAACACAAGAGACCAGACAUUGAAGGAUCGGAUCCGAGAUCGUUUGGUAAAAAUUAUGACUGAUGGUCAACCCACAUCGAGAAAGACGCAACCAAAGUUUGACUGGAAGGAUCAUUCUGCUUAG
Cylindrotheca closterium is the source of this 609-nucleotide messenger RNA. Lineage: Eukaryota; Bacillariophyta; Bacillariophyceae; Bacillariales; Bacillariaceae. The record is from the annotation of a GenBank genome assembly.